UUUUGAACAAUUAUUCAGUCGAUCGUGAUCGAAGAGCUCGAUCGAGGUGUGUCCUGGUGUCCGGAUAAAGUUGUAAAAUGUCUUCGUUUCCACUCCUGCCCGGAGAUGCAUCUUAUGAAGUAAUCUACCCCCAUGGGUCUAUCGAUGUCCAACUACAGAAACCUAGACCACCAUCAGCAGCCUAUUUGGUUGUGGGAGAGUUAUCACUUCUCCAAACCGAAGGCCUUGCAGAGUGCAUCAGCGCAAUCAAUGAGAAUGUGUCACCUGAGCUCUUCAAGAGUGCAGUUGCGCAGCUAUCGCCUGGCGAAAGCUUCGGAGACUCGUGCUCUGUACUGCUCAAGCUGAUCACUGUGGCUGCUCUGCCCACCCUAGCAAGCCGCCACAACUCCGCUGCUCUGCCACAUGCCAUCAAGGCAGCAGUAGAGAAAGCACCACGUGCUACAAGCCGGAUAAUCAUCGUUGUGUGCAACAAGGAUGGCCUGUACUCCUCAGGCUGUGCAGUUGCCCGCGCUUUCCCACGCUACUCGCAAAAGGCUGCCAGUCGGAGCGUCGAAAGCGUUGACGUUGUCUUCUUCCGCACUGACGAGGAUGUUCCAUCACGGGGCCUGUCUGAGGAGGAUGCUUUCGCUUUCUCUGUUUCUGGACAAAGCAUUCGCAUGACGCAAAGUAUCGUGGAUCGGCCCUGUAAUCUGAUGCACACGGAUGCCUUCGUAGAUCUGGCUCGUGACGUUGCAAAGUUUACUGGCUGUGACAUUCAUGUUGUCCGUGGCCAAGAACUCGAUAAACAAGGGUUUGGAGGUAUCUAUGGUGUUGGGAAAGCAGCUGACCAUCCUCCUGCGAUGGUGGUACUGAGCCAUCGUCCGGCUGAUGCAGAACGCACCAUUGCCUGGGUGGGCAAGGGUAUUGUCUAUGACACUGGUGGACUUUCUUUGAAGCCAAAGGGGUUCAUGGCUGGAAUGAAGCGAGACUGUGGUGGCGCUGCUGGCAUUUUGGGUGCAUUUGCCACUGCCGUCAAGCUGGGCUUCAAGGACAACCUGCAUUGCAUCCUGUGCCUAGCUGAGAACGCCGUGUCGCCGAUUGCCACACGUCCAGACGACGUACAUGUGAUGUACUCGGGACGAUCUGUUGAGGUGAACAAUCCCGAUGCAGAAGGCAGACUUGUCUUGGCGGAUGGUGUGCACUAUGCUUCCAAGGACCUGAACGCUGACGUUGUUUUGGAUAUGGCAACGUUAACUGGUGCUCAGGGUAUCGCUACUGGCCGUUAUCAUGGUGCACUGCUGGCCAAUAACGAAGACUGGCAGGAUGCUACAUGCCGUGCUGGUCGUGUCAGCGGAGACCUAGUGUUUCCAGUUCCAUUCACACCAGAACUUCACAUGCCUGAGUUUUCCAGUGCCGUUGCUGAUAUGAAGAACUCUGUUGAGCGUCGUGACAAUGCACAGCCGUCCUGUGCAGGCCUGUUUAUUCAUGCUCAUCUCCUGAAGGACUACACCGGUGCUUGGAUUCACGUGGACAUGGCUGGACCAGUACACCAGGGUGAAAGGGCAACUGGCUACGGUGUUGCGCUUCUUGUCUCCCUAUUUGGAUCCUGCACGAAUAGCUCGCUCCUUCAUUUCAUUGCUCCAAGUCUACCGUCGACUGGAGCAUCAGAUGAGCCACCACGGAAGCGCCGUUGUUAAGAGUGUUAGCCAGCUCUGUAUCAUGUAGUGCACAGCAUCACUGCUGCUGCGUUGUGUAGUUUGGACUUCAGCUUUCAGACAGUCUAGCUGUUCGGGCUCUUCAUAUCUACUGCUAACGGUAAUGCUGGAUGAUUCUGUGUCGGCUUGCUGCAUGUUCAAUUCCGCAAGGGGAUUGCAUUGCAUUGCUCGUGCAUGCUCACGGUUGCAUGCACUUACGCGUGCAUGUUGUGACUUCUGAUGCUUUUUUAAACUACUAGUAGGUAAUGUCUUUGGGAAAUUAUUCUAAUUGAGCACUCGCCUUCUGCUUUUUCUAGCUAUCCCUACUUCUCAUUGUUUUUCAUUGGCAUUUAGCAGUAGGCAGCUGCUUGCCCUCUGCUUUCUGGUGCUAUCUUUAAUUUAUGCUAGGCUACUUUUAGUAGAAACACUUUCUGUAAGGCACUGGAGAGUUUAACGAA
This is a messenger RNA of Sycon ciliatum, 2131 nucleotides long. RefSeq names its product probable aminopeptidase NPEPL1. Gene Ontology annotation, biological process: proteolysis. The record is from RefSeq and is a predicted model, not a curated record. Bases 78 to 1676 code for a protein of 532 amino acids. Gene Ontology annotation, molecular function: metalloaminopeptidase activity; manganese ion binding. Gene Ontology annotation, cellular component: cytoplasm. The transcript has 14 exons. Lineage: Eukaryota; Metazoa; Porifera; Calcarea; Leucosolenida; Sycettidae.